This is a messenger RNA of Eruca vesicaria subsp. sativa (arugula), 195 nucleotides long. The record is from the annotation of a GenBank genome assembly. NCBI's taxonomy places the organism in Eukaryota, Viridiplantae, Streptophyta, Magnoliopsida, Brassicales, Brassicaceae.
AUGGCUUCUGUUGUUGUAAUGCUCAAUGCAAGUUCUUUCACUUUACCUCGACCUUCAGAACCAGGUUUUCACUCAGGGGAUGGAGAAUCAUCAACGCCAAGAGACAACCACACAAGUAGUGUUGCUUCACUGAACAGUGUUACAAUCACUGAGUUAGAUCCUCGUGAACUAGUGUGUAACUAUAUCGCUCUAUAG